AUGAAUGGUCAUCGACUGGAGCGACAUCGGCCGUCCUUCCUAGUCGUCGGGUUAACACUGUCUGACCAACACAAUGUCUUUGAUGCCGGCAUACAGUUUCACAAUGUCAAUAUUCACAUACAACUCAAAUAUCAGCGUGAGCCCCUUCAAUUUUCAAAACAGACAUUUGCUGGCAGAUUCAAACAUUCACUCUUAGGGUUCUUUUCGAUACCACGGCCGUCCUUCGAGAGCUCAAAGCUUCAAGCAAUUCUGAUGUGCAUUUUCAAUUACAACAUCUACAGCUGCGGCCAUACAGAGUAUCACUACGGUCGAGCAACGACGACAUCCUGCACACAAGAGCGCGUCUGUGAGCUACCAACAUUUGAAAAUAUGGGCGAGGAUCAAUAUCACCUCCUGUACGAAGCGCAAGUGCGGACGGCCAUCUGCGCCAUGUGUGACGCCGGGGACGCGGACUUGCGAACGGACCCUUAUCUAAAGAACCUACAAGGCAUCGCCUUUCUCCUAGAACAGGCCCUAGAAGAGCUUCAAGACUCACAGAGUGCAACCGCAAGCCGGGCGAGAGAAGUGGUCUGCUUGUUGUCACGUAUGUCCAACGCUUACUGGGCAAGCGGCGAAUCCAGGCCUGAUCGAGAGGAGAUGCGUAUGUACGUUGCCUAUGCGACCAAUUGUGUCGAGAAGGCGAGGGCGGCACAUAAACCGGAAAAGGUCGGCGUACCACAUGUCCUCCGUCCUCCUGCUUCCGCCAACGAAAACGCGAGGUGCUUCGAGCCUUUUACAAGAGCCUUCAGUGAAGAUUCGAUUGAACGGCAACUGUGCCACCUUGUUCCGCAGAUGUCGGUUGUGGAAGCUGCGCGCGAGCCGCUGCUAAUGCAUCGGGCAGUCUAUGCACCCGUACAGGCCGUUCGAUUGCCUUCGGUAUCGGCCCAGGAAGAUUUCAUGAGACACAUGGUUCUUUCCCGCGAUUGCGAGCCGGCCUUGUCAGAAGACGGCGAGUCUUCCAUCAUUACUGAUCCGUUUAUGGAGGACCUCUCUUGCCCGGCUUCCCCCACUCUCUCGACGUGGUCGAAACCCUUUGCCUCGGAGGACUCAGCUCCCAAGACGUAUUUCUUCGGACGAGACAAUUGGGAUUGCGAUUUCUGCGGACCGGAGUGCUUUUGCGCCGACUUAUACGACUAA
Molecule: messenger RNA, 1176 nt
Organism: Trematosphaeria pertusa
Lineage: Eukaryota; Fungi; Ascomycota; Dothideomycetes; Pleosporales; Trematosphaeriaceae
Exons: 1
Coding region: 1-1176 (391 amino acids)
Source: RefSeq, a predicted model, not a curated record